Messenger RNA from Toxorhynchites rutilus septentrionalis, 7357 nucleotides. RefSeq names its product transmembrane protease serine 9-like. Gene Ontology annotation, biological process: proteolysis. The transcript is spliced from 3 exons. Lineage: Eukaryota; Metazoa; Arthropoda; Insecta; Diptera; Culicidae. The coding region runs from base 62 to 2164 and encodes 700 amino acids. Gene Ontology annotation, molecular function: serine-type endopeptidase activity. The record is from RefSeq and is a predicted model, not a curated record.
UUUCGCAGGAUAAGCGGCAAUCCCCGGCAUCUCAAGAAUUCCUCAAAUCAGUUCAGUUGCAAUGUUUGCCGCGAACGCAGCUCAGAUAUUCGCGUUUCUGCUCCUGCUGGUUGCCACUUUCGACAGCCUGCGGGCCAGCUCUGAUAGCUGCACUCUGCUGUUUCAACCGAUCCGAUGUGGCGUUCCAAGGUUGCAACCGGGUGCCGCCUUGCCAUCCCGUCCGUCGGAGGCGGUUCGGAGAGAGUUCCCGUGGCACGUGGCCUUGUAUUGUGAGGAGGGUGGCAAGUUUGCGUAUUGCUGCGGGGGAUCGCUUAUAACGGCGCGAUUCGUUCUCACGGCAGCACACUGUGUGGUCAAUCCGAACAAUGGGUACAGGAUGACGGCUCGAAGGCUCAAGGUGCGAUUGGGGAUGCACGAGUUGGACCAAGAACAGGACGAAUGUACCGAGGAGUUAGGAUUGAGGGAGAUACGGAUGCACGAUCAGUACCGUUCGGGAGGACACAAACAUGAUAUUGCGCUGCUGGAAUUGGAUCGACGGGUGAUAUUUACGGAGCGAGUGUUGCCAGUUUGUUUAGAUUUGAGCGAAGAUGAGAGGAUUGAUUUCUAUCGCCUGCAUGGAAAGAUUCCUGGCUGGGGAUAUACGGAGUACGAUUCCGUCUCAAAGUGGCUCCGAAUGACGGAGUUGCCGUUGGUGAACUAUACCUGCUGUUUAGAAAGCAAUCCGGAGGUGUUUUCACACAGCCUUCACGAUGGAAUGUUUUGCGCUGGAUAUACGAACGGAACAGUUGUUUGCAACGGAGACUCGGGUGGCGGAUUGGUGUCGUACAGUCGGAAUCGGUGGGUGCUUCGGGGGAUUGUUUCAUUCACUGCUCUUCGUCAGGGCGAACACACGUUAUGUGAUACGUCAGGGUAUGCUGGAUUUACGAAAGUUCGCUACUAUCGCGAUUGGAUUAAAGGUAUCCUUCGAGGAGAUGAUCUGGAAGAAUUCAGUACAUCUUCGGAAGAGGAGAAACCACUCUUCGAUUGUGGUAAGAGAAAAAUCAAUAAGCGCAGCUUGAUUGUUAACGGAGCCCGCAGCUAUUCCGGUGAUUGGCCUUGGCAUGUGGCGGUCUACGAGUUCUUGGAACGCCAAAAGAAUUAUCUUUGUGGUGCAACGCUUAUCAGUGAUCAGUUCGCAAUAACGGCCGCGCACUGUGUGCAGGAGUCGGAUUCAAACCCUCGGAGAGGUACAAUUGUUGUCCAGCUGGGACAAAACGAUUUGUUCGAAAGUUCUGCUAAUAUGAGGGAAGUUCGCGUGGGGAAAAUCACUCCCCACACACAGUGGGAUUCGUUUGGCAAGGCCAACGACAUUGCUCUGUUGGAGUUAACGACCAACGUGCAGUUCAACGAUUACAUCCAGCCAGCUUGUCUACCCAAGGGGAGUGACGCUGCCGAAUCGAAUUUAUUGGGAACGGUCGGUACCAUCGUAGGCUGGGGCUUUGAAAAUCGGAUGUCCUCUGCGACGACCAACACACUGCAGGAAACUAGACUGUCCAUAGUUGAACCUUCGAUGUGUGUAUCUAGCGCAAGUCAGGCGAAUGGCGUCAUUUGUUUGAGAUCAAUUGGUGGAAGCAAUGCAUGCACCGGAGACUCUGGCGGUGGAAUGUUCAUCGAGGAGAAUGGCGUUUGGACAGUGCGAGGAGUGAUUCCCAAACUGGAGGAAGAGAACGGCUUUUGUAAUCCAUCUGGGUUUCUAAAAAUCGCCAGUACAUCUAAUUCCAUCAAAUGGAUUAGGAGUGAGAUGAUUCUUGGGACAGGCAAAAUUCGCGAGAAAGAACUGAUGACGCUGCAAGCUGCUAAUUAUAAUGACAUGGGUAAUAAGAAUUCUCUGGAAUCUUCGGAUUCCCGCGAGGUAACGUCAAAUUCAAGUAACACCAAAUCCAUCACCACUACCACCGUCGCCAUCAUAAUUGGGGCUACCGUUGUGGUAACAGUAGGCAUUAUAACACUCCUCCGGAAAGCGAUGAAGUGGUCUGCAGAGCCUGGCGGAACCAAUCAAGAAUGUAGUCGAGAUGGAAAUGUGUUUCAUCAGAGAUCUGAAGGACACCCUGUUGUCCAGAUUGUUCUGAAGUCGAGCACACCAACAGACGCAUCAUCCUCGUCUAGUCCAAGUUUAGUGACAUAAAUACAAGACCCAAUUUAGUACAGUAAACAUUCACUAACUGGGCGAAAAGGGAAGACCACUUAUCGACAUUCGCGUUUUAGCUGGUUUUAGCAUGUUAAACGUCAAAUAAAAUCGAGGGAAACUUCAAUGAAUUGUUUGAUUCGCAUUGUUCCUGCAAUUGGAUAAACAAAAGGAUUCCAAUGGAAGUUUCGCAUUGAGUGCAACAACAGGUAUGACAUAUGAUUUGAGAAAAUUAUUUGGUUUUGUCGUGCGAAAUUAAUGUCAAUUUUCAUAACAUUCGAAUGCCCCUCACAGCAAAUCUUCCAUUUGAAUAUGGCGUCGAUUGUUUACGAAAUUCUGCUUUUUAACUGGUCCAAGGACCAGUUAACGUUCGCCCAGUUAAACAACGGACCAGUUAAACCAGGACCAGUUAGCGAACGAUUACUGUAAUUACCUGCCGCCGGUCGGAGUGUCUGUGUUUUCUAUUCAUUGGAAACUUAUCCUUCAACUUUUCUCUCGCUCGAAUACCACCCUCUGCCUCUCUGUAAAAUGAGAUGCUGUUCCUGUUUUUUUUCCUGGGAUUCCCUCUACUAUCACAUUAUGGAAACACUUGGGGGAGGCCGCUUGCGAGGAGCUAUUCCAUUCACAAAAUGAAUGACAUUGGGCUGGUUGAGAGGGAUAUCGAAGACAGAUGGGUUGAGGGAAGUCGGACUCGAAGUGAAGAAUAACUUUUAGCAAAUCACAAUUCAUUCCGAAUCAGUACUGGAGGAAGAUGUUGGAAAUUGAUGCAAGAUUAGUAUUAGAUUUUGUGAAAUUUCCUGGCCUGGUAUGGUAUGGUAUUUCCUGGUAUGGAAGUAAAAAGUGCCCUCAAACCAAAUCACCCGCUCUAUGGCAAAUAUUGUAUAGGGUACUAAAUAAAAAUUUUGACUAUUUUUUUUGAACCCCUAUGAGGCUCAACAUAGAAUAUAUGGUGUAAAAAAGUGUACUUUUCAAUGUUUUUCAUGCCAUUCUCGAUAGCUUAGAAAUAAAAAUUAGAAAGAAGAUGAUGGGUCUGACCCUAGGGGCACGGACGGAAUCUUGACAUAGGACUGCGAUUGUGUGUAGCAAUUGCAUUUGAAUUGAGUUUUUCCAUUGUUCAAAAUCUGUAAUUUGUUCUCUUUUGAUACAUCAAAUAGAAGCCCGGAAAAAAACCUGUUUCCUGUAUGAUCGGGUUAAAUGAGAAUCCGGAACCACAUUCUGUUCAAAAAUGUACACCACUAAAGCCAUUACUAUCCUUUUCUUCUGUUUAUUCAAUUAUGCAGAAGAAGACAAAAAGUCAUCAUGUAUCAUUUUUAAACACAAGUCUAAAGAGUUAAGAUAUACAUAAAUAUAAGCCUAAAUCAAAUAAAUCUAUGGCUACAGAAAUAUAUUAUAGAUAAAAAUAGCAUUUUCUCCUUCGUCGCCGCAUUGCCCGGAACAUUGUUUGUAAUAACUUUAUAGUCCGGUGACAUAUGUAUAUUGAGAAUUCUAUGACUAUGAGUGCUGUCUUGGGAAGAUCGUGUAGCUGAUGUAGUGAAUGGAUCUCAGUGGGUGCUAUGUUCUGCUCAUGUAUAGGAAAAGGAAAGGAGAAUGGACAAGUGCAUUCGUGGAAGUGAAGCGUUCUUAGGAUGACAUAUAUGGGGAGCAUAACAUUAAGAUCACGACUACUCAAGCUAUCAUAAUCUGGUAAGUGUGAGUAAACCGUUUCGUCAUUCUAAAUCAGCAGCCAGUUAAAUUCAUAAAUUGCAUUAUUUACAUAACCAAGCAACAUGCUCGAUACUAUGACAUCCUGGACCACAAUUACAUAAAUUGUUAGUAGCAAGACCUAUACGAUAAAAACGUGCAUUGAGCACGAAUUGAAUGGGCAAUAUACAAUACAAUAACUGAUAAAUGUCUAUUAUUGGUAAAUGAAGAAUAAUUCAUUAUAUGCAUCAACUCACAUUGUGAGCUAACGCUCGAAUUUAGGCAAAAAGAUUGCUCGUUGCGUCGGGGAGGAAAGCGAGUGGUUGGAGCAAUAAAAAUAAAAAAAAGAAAAUAAAACCAUUUUAAUCGUCAGAUUGUUAACUUUUUUACUAUAUUCACUGUUCGUGCUUUACGCAAAAACAAAAUACUGGAUAAAUUUCCUUUCUAAUGGUAUAUAACACAACACAUGUCGCAAUAAUAUGUGUUUGAAAACUCUUAAUAAAUCGUUACAUUUUUCAUAGAAUGACCCCCCUUAUAUAUAAAUCAAAGACAUAGGGCCUGAUUCUCAAAUACACUUCACGAUGGAAACGAAAUAAGGUGUAUCCGCGAUGACAACGGUACGGUGCCGACAUCUGGAUACGAAAUUAUUUUCCCACUAAAACUUAUCAAAUUAUCUUCAGAUGAAAUUUUUAUAUGAGAUUAUUUUGUCACAUGAAGAAAACAAAGUUUUCCAUUCACAUUGAACACUAAUUUGAAGCGAAGAAGUUAAUUUUCAUUGAUAAUUUUUAUUUGAAAAGUGCUCAUUCUGCAUGAAAUCCAUCAUUAUCUUUGACGCUUCACUAACUCGUAAAAAGUAGUUCAAUGGCGUGCCGUUCAUAUCGUUUUCACCGUGAAGUGUAUUCGAGAAUCAGGCCCAUAGUCCUAUGUCAAAAAUACUGAAAGUGCAUCUUACUAUGGUGUAUCGAGAAAUAUUAUUAAAAAAAAAUCAUCAAAAAUAUAAGUACCGUCGAUGAGGGUGAAAAUCGGUUAUGAGGGUGAAAUUGGGUCAAAAAUUGAGAAAUUAACUAUUAGUAAUAUCUUGACAAAUAUUGCGAAUAUUAGUGAAAACUGUGAGCCGAGUAGGAGACAUAUUUCCACGUUUCAAUACAUAAUACUUAACUGUAGUACAAAUAGUUAUUAUUUAAUAAUUUUUCAAAGUUCGAUGUGUAAAUAGCCAUCAAAUAAUACCUCAGAAAAAAAUCUCAUGCCCAGCAUUAUACAGAACUAUUAAAAUUGUGAAUAUUGAAUAGAAUCAUUCUUUAAAGUCUCACCAGAUAAGUCAUUACUGAUUUGGAACAUCAAAAAUUUUGUUCCAUUCGAAUUUCAAUAUUUUCGAAAUAAUCCUUAUUUACACUGAGUGGGGGUGAGAAUGGGUCAAGCACAAAAUUGAAUUCCUUCUUCUUCUUCUUCUUCUUCUUCAAUGGCACUAACGUUCCUAGAGGAACUUCGCCGUCUCAACGUAGUAUUACUUGCAUCAUUUUUAUUAGUACUUAGUUGAGAUUUCUAUGCCAAAUAACACGCCUUGAAUGCAUUCUGAGUGGCAAGCUCUAGAAUACGCGUGAUCACAGUGCAAGUCGGAUGAAAUUUCUUUGACGAAAAAUUCCCCCGACCAGAACGGGAAUCGAACCCGAACACCCGGCAUGUUAGUUAUGACGCUAACCACUCGGCCACGGGAGCACAAAAUUGAAUUCCAUGCCAAACCAAUAUAGUGAUUGUCAGAUUUUCAUGAAAAUUGGUAGUUUUAUUCCUCAUCGCAAAAUAUUAGACCAGUAUUUUUUAUUUUUUUCAUCAGGGUAGCUAUUUUAUGGUGGUCAUCAGGGGUAUUUCCAUUUUAAGGAGGUCUCAAUUUUCCCCCCUUUUUUCCAAAAAUGACCUUUUUCAAUAAUUCAUAACUUUUGAAUUACUGGACCGAUUUAGAUGACCGAUAUAUCAAAUUAAAGUCAAAUUUGUAUGAAAAACAUUACACUUGAGAAAAAAAAACAGAUUUUGUUUUCGUACAUAUUGAUUGUAAUUGUUUUACAUAGCUUACAUGGUUUCGGAACUAAGAUCACCAUAUUUUUUAUAUUUUUUCUUGAAAGCUGAUGGUUUUUUAAAUAAUAUAUCCGAAUAUCAGAGAGAUGUUUUUUUCGUUUUCGAGUGAUUUUGCAAAAUUGACAUGUUUUCAGUUUUCGUUCAACAUUUCUAUGCGACUGGAAAACAUCUAUGCGACUAGAACCCAACUUUUAUGCAUAUGUGGUAUUUCAUGUGGUUUCAAAUUGGUAUAUCGAUCAUCUGAAUCGGCCCGGUAGUAUGAAAGAAAUGAAUUCAAUAAAAGUCAAUUUUGGAAAAAAGGGAAAAAUGAUUUUUCGGACCAUCGGUUAAUUUUGAAAAAUCAUAACUCAAUAACACAAAAUAACGCAACCCUGAUUUUUGGAUAUGCUAUCUAAAAAAAUCUUAGCUUUCAAGAAACUAUAAAAAAAAUAUAGCGCCCUUGGUCCCGAGACAAUGUAAACUGUAAAAAAAAUACAAUCAAUAAUUACAAGACCAAAAUCAAAAAUUUCUGCAUUUAAUAUUAUUCGAAAAAAGACUAGCUAAUUGGCUUUAAUUUGAUAUGUCGAUCAUCUGAAUCGGUGCAGUAGUUCAAAAGUUAUGAAUUUUUAAAUAAAGUAUUGGAAAAAAUGAGAAAAGAAAUUAUCUUUCGGACCACCCUAAAAUGGAAAUGGUCACCUAUUUAAUUUAAUAUGUGUAUCACCCGAUUCGGUACAGUAGUUCAAAAGUUCUGAAUUAAAGAAAAAGUAAUUUUUGGAAAAAAAUGGGAAAAUUUUGAUUUUUUGGGCAACCCUAAAAUUGAAAUAAUCACCCUAAUGAUAAAAAAUACUGGUCUAAUGUUUUGCGAUAAAGAACAAAACUACCAAUUUUCACGAAAAUCUGAGAACCACUAUAUCGGUUUGCAUGGAAUGGCUGUAUAUAAACAUUUCCUUUGCACUUCUAGGUGGAUUGAUACUAUUUACGUAACUCAAAUAAUCAUUCAAGACACCUAUAUGUUGUCAAAUUAUCUUGAAAUUAUUGAGAAAUUGAUUUCUAAACACAAUUCUCAAUAGAAAGUAAUAUUCACUACUUUGACCAAUUGUCACCCCCUCUAGGGGAUGAGAUUGGGUCAACUUUCAUUUAAUCGUAGUUCAGAGAAAAAUUUUGUGUUUGUAUUUAAAUGUGUUUCUACAUCUUUUCUAAUUCGUGUGUGAUUAUCCUUAUAUCCUUAUAUCCUUUGCGUGCAAUUGGUCCCCUUGCUACAAACAGUAGAAUAAGUUGAAAUGUAAAUACACAAUAGAUAUACGAAUAGAUUUAAGAAUUGAGUGUGUGAGAUUAUCAUUAUUGUAACAAUUUCCUUAUAUCCCAUCCUUUUCCUGAACAAAUAUGUCACCCUACUAAACUCGAGUAGACCGCGAGUAAUCGGUUUUCUACCUUACUUACCUUAGAUUUAGAAAAUGUUUAUGU